This is a messenger RNA of Acanthisitta chloris (rifleman), 902 nucleotides long. RefSeq names its product bone morphogenetic protein 3 (gene BMP3). Lineage: Eukaryota; Metazoa; Chordata; Aves; Passeriformes; Acanthisittidae. Gene Ontology annotation, biological process: SMAD protein signal transduction; BMP signaling pathway. The annotation marks the transcript as partial. Gene Ontology annotation, cellular component: extracellular region. The record is from RefSeq and is a predicted model, not a curated record. Gene Ontology annotation, molecular function: growth factor activity; cytokine activity. The transcript has a single exon.
GGAGCACAGAAGACCAGGAGAUGUACAUUUUUAACUUGACAUCACUCACAGAGUCCGAAAACGUCUUGUCAGCUUCAGUAUAUUAUUAUAUUGGUGAUCUGCUGCACGUCAGGUGGAACUGUUCCCAGUCCAGCAGUUGUUCUCAUCACAAGCACAAGGCACCUGAAAUUCAGAUACAUCUUUCGGUUUGGACCUUUCCUUCUGUUGGGAACCAGACUCGGAGCCUGGGACAUUUCCUAAUAAACGUCUCCACUGCUUACCAGGAGGUCCUCUCCUGGCAGUGGAAGGAUAUCACUCGACUUCUGCACAAAGCAAAGCAAACCAACGAACUCCUGAUCAGUGUCAAACUGGCUCUGAUGAGCCACCACCCCUGGGAAAGGGCACCUUCUUGCUAUGAACCCUACAUCCUGAUUUACGCCAAUGACUCUGCGAUCUCAGAGCCAGAGAGAGUCGUCUCUAGUCACCGCCAUCCUCUGGCAAGGGUCUUUCCUAGGCCAGGAAACCGCGUGAGGAGCAGCCUGGGGAAGCGGCGACGAAAACGCUCUGCAAACGUCCUAUUGCCGUUGCAGAAUAACGAGCUUCCCGGAGCUGAGUAUCAGUACGGUGAGGACGAGAGAUGGGAAGACAGAAAACCCUACAAAACCUUCCAGCCACAGUUAGCAGAAAGGGCCAAGAGUAAGAAAAAGCAGAGGAAGAAUCAUCACCAGAAGAGCCAGACUCUCCAGUUCGAUGAGCAAACGCUGAAGAAGGCAAGGAGGAAGCAGUGGAACGAGCCACGGUAUUGCUCCCGGCGCUAUCUCAAGGUGGAUUUUGCAGACAUUGGCUGGAGCGAAUGGAUUAUUUCCCCUAAAUCCUUUGACGCCUAUUACUGCUCAGGGGAAUGCCAAUUCCCAAUUCCAAAG